AUGGCAGAUACGACCAAGCUAGGAAAAAUAUUCAUUGGUGGAUUAUCAUACGAGACGACAGAUGAAAAACUUCGGUCGUAUUUUGGCGCUUACGGCACGGUCACGGAUGCCGUGGUGAUGAAGGACCCGAUAUCUAGACGAUCACGAGGCUUUGGCUUUAUUACGUAUGCAGACCCGUUGUGUGUUGAUAGGGCAUUGGCACAACCUAAUCACAUCUUAGACAGCCGCAGAGUUGAAGCGAAGCGUGCCGUUCCGCGUGCUGAUAGCAUGCGUGAAAUCGGGAUUGCUUCGUCGUACAAUCGUGGAAACGGUGCUAAUUCAAUAUCCAGCAUCAGUCCAAAUAGUGCUGUUGGCGCCACGAAAAAAAUAUUUGUGGGUGGUCUACAUUAUGAAACAAAAGAUGCGGACUUCAAAAAGUAUUUUGCGCAGUACGGCAAGGUAGUGUCGGCUGAAGUGAUGUUCAACCGCGAGACAAACAAGUCGCGUGGAUUUGGCUUUGUCAUUUUUGAAAGCGAGACCAGCGUUGAGCUCGUGCUGCAGGACAAGAAUCACGUGAUUGAUGGUAAAUCCGUCGAAGUAAAGCGCGCUGUCCCGCGUACGGACGUACCUCCUCCGAGGUCCGUGUCGUCUCGUGGAGGCUCUUUCAGCGGUCCAUCUGGGCCUGGCUCUGUGGGAAGCAUGGACGACGUGAUCUCCGCGACAACGCCGCCAAUGUCGCUGUCUGGUAGUGUACCCUCUGUUAGUGGUGCUUCAAUGGGGUCUGAGAAAUCGAGUCGAACGUCUUCGGCUUCGGCUAAUCUUAUGCCUAAUGGCAUGCUCGGGGGGCUACGCUGCUGCUGUUCGCUAUGGUGCCUCAGUAACGGCUUUAACCUUGAGACCUCCACGAUCAGCGGUGUUGCAGAUGCUCUCUCCAGUCUCGUGCUAAGUGAUGGAGUCUUGUCUCGGGGUGGCGGUUUUAUAGGCAGUGCUGCUGCUUCCCCGCCGUUGUCGGCAAGCUCGUCGUCACGCGGAUCGGCGGACCACCUGGUUGACUCAGCUACGAUAUCAGGUACAAACGGGCACUUAUCGCCAUUGGACAUCGCCUUGCGCCCUCUCAAUAAUGAUCCAGUAAUUGAGCAGUGGAAACUAUCACCUAGCUCAGGCCCUCAACGUGUCUCGGACGCCUCUCUUGCCUCACAUUCUGAGUUGAGCUAUCUCCCACAUGGACUGGUGAACGAUAGCAGUGAAUCGUCAAGCUUAUCGUGGGAAGCAGCACCUUGGCAGCAGCAGUCGUGGGGCUCUCCGCCGUUGCCGCGGGGACAACAGCAUCAGCAACAACCUCCGUUGCCUCCUGCUCCAGCACCAUUAUUUUCGAUGUUUUCAAACCAUCUUAGCGGUGGCACUCCUCUUCAUGGAUCGAGUGCGUGGCACUCAAACUCAGACGGCGGAUACGUAAACAACGAAACUACUGUCAAUUCCGACAGAGACGGCUUUGGUAAUGGGAUGAUGGGCAUGGGCUUGUCUAUCAAUAGUGGCUUUGGUGGUAACAGCGUUGGUCAUAGUGCGUUUGGAAUGCACACAGACAGCGUCAAUAGCGCACCGUAUCAAUCGUUGGGUGAUUUUUUGCAGCAAGAGUAUCUUUCAACUGAUUCACAGCAACAACAUGAGACCGUCGUCGCUGACAAUCCACUAGAUUCGGCGUUGUUUGGACGGGGAGGAUUGAGCAGCAGUGACGUACCGCCUGACGUCGACGACUUGUCCAAGGAAUCGUUAUCUUUGGCAUACAAUUUGCCAGCUUCUGGAACAAAGUUUCAUGGGCAGUUUAAAUAA
Messenger RNA from Peronospora belbahrii, 1809 nucleotides. NCBI's taxonomy places the organism in Eukaryota, Oomycota, Peronosporomycetes, Peronosporales, Peronosporaceae. The record is from the annotation of a GenBank genome assembly.